ACAGCUGCAGCCAUAGAAGAGAAGUACUGCUAGAGAAUGACCGCUGAUUUCAUCAUAUGUGUUAUUACACAGCUUUAUGAUAUUCCUGGGAUAAACAGCUGUAUGACCAAUGCCAGUUGCUAUAGUAAAUUAUUAAUUUCAUUGUUAAAACCAUAUUGGAAAGCAGUAGUAUGGUUUUGAUUGUUUUGGUUUAACUGCAGUAUUUCUUUGCUAUGUUUUCUGAAUAGAAAAUGCUCUAUAAAGAGGUUCUACGUUUUAUUGAUACAACUGACAUUGUGAUUAUUUUAAGUGCAUGCACUGCCGAAUACAAAGAUAUAUGUAUUCCACUUCUGUAUUUGUUGCUGUGAGACAUCCUUUCUGUGCUGGGGAGAGGUUGCUCCUCCCUCCUCCAGAUAUGAGGAGAUAUAAAGCCUUCUGCUUUCCUUUAUCACCACAGUUUCCGCCUGGAGACUCUCAACACUACAUUAGCCCACUAGACUUGCACAAAGAUUUUUCUUCUUCUAGGAAUUACCUUUUGAUGAAAUUGUUAUAAGUCGAAUUCCAUUACAUUUUAUGUAUUUUUUUAAAGGAAUCCACUUGAUCUGUAUUCACCGGAAAUGGCUAAAUAACAGUGUUCAACUACUUAUUGCUGUAUUUCGGAUGAAAGAAUGGCUUGGUUUAUUGUAAAUAUCAGUAACAUCACUUUGGAGAAUGCACUAUCUGGGGAUGAGCGGCGAGAUGAGCGCUUGGCAAAAGUAGAAAUAGCUCUCCUGUCCAUCAUCUUUAUCACUGCAGGGAUUUUAAACUUUGGGGUCUUGUUGGUGCUUUGGAAGCGGAGGAGGCAGCUCUCCAGGAUGCGCGUCUUCGUCUUCCACCUGUGCGUCGCCGAUCUGGUGGUCACAUUCUUCCAAGUUUGUCCCCAACUCAUGUGGGACAUCACUGACCGAUUCAUUGGGCCAGAUGUAUUGUGUCGCGUAGUGAAGUACCUGCAGGUUGUCGGGAUGUUUGCCUCCACUUAGAUGAUUGUUGUGAUGACGAUAGACCGAUAUCAAGCCAUCUGCAACCCCAUGGUGACUUUCCAAAGGCGCAGGGCGCGCUGGAACGGUGCGGUGUGCGCCACCUGGUGUGUCGCUUUCAUCGGCAGCCUCCCACAGAUCUUUAUUUUCUCUCGGGUCGAGGUCGCUCCCGGUGUGUACGACUGCUGGGCUCUGUUCAUCAAGCCGUGGGGACCGAGAGCCUACGUGACCUGGACGACUCUGGUGAUAUUCGUCCUGCCCAUUCUCAUGGUGAUAGUGUGCCAGGUGCGCAUCUGCCGCACCGUGCAAAUUAACUUUCACAUGAAGACUCACCACGUCGCAGACUCGGCCAGUAAGACGCUGCCCUCCAGGGCCAGCAGCGUGGCGGGGGUGUCAAAGGCGAGGGUGAAGACUGUGAAGAUGACCGUGGUCGUCGUGCUGGCCUACAUCAUCUGCUGGACGCCUUUCUUCGUCGUGCAGCUGUGGUCUGUCUGGGACUUUGAGGCGCCCACUCAGACUGCAACCUUCACCAUCUUAAUGCUGCUGGCCAGUCUGAACAGCUGUGCGAACCCUUGCAUCUACCUGCUGUUCAGCGAGAAGCUGCCCAAGACGCUCAAGGCCCUAGUGUGUGUGGAUCAGUCCGAUCUGAAGGAGUCCAUCCAUGAGGAGGCCACCAUGGUCAGCUCCCUGUACAUCAGCUUCAAGAGUCUGCAGGACUGCAGAUAAAGUGUUGACACCUCUGAAGCUCAUCUUACCCCAGGCCAGACAAAAUUGACAUCCUCUAAUAAGCAUGAGGCCAAACAUCACAGAAGAACAAGUCCCUGUAGUAACCGUGUAUUAUAGUGAGACCACAUUGUAGAAAGGAAUAAUCUAUGAAAUGCUUUCAUGUAGGAACACACACUAAGUCUUUACAGGGAUAUUACAGUGAAACAUUAUGAUUGCAGGCCAUACAGUCAAUAUUACAUAACACAUACUUAAAGUAUUAGAUGAUUGUU
Etheostoma cragini (Arkansas darter) is the source of this 1990-nucleotide messenger RNA. RefSeq names its product oxytocin receptor (gene avpr2b.1). Gene Ontology annotation, biological process: regulation of systemic arterial blood pressure by vasopressin; G protein-coupled receptor signaling pathway; positive regulation of vasoconstriction. NCBI's taxonomy places the organism in Eukaryota, Metazoa, Chordata, Actinopteri, Perciformes, Percidae. The record is from RefSeq and is a predicted model, not a curated record. The transcript is spliced from 2 exons. Gene Ontology annotation, molecular function: vasopressin receptor activity; peptide binding. Gene Ontology annotation, cellular component: membrane.